AUGAGCGUACAGUCUGAGCUCACAGGACGCGCUGGCGCCAGCGGUGUUAAUGGAACAGCUACCGAAACCAUAGUGCCAAAACGUGCGAUUGACACGAAUGGCCAGGUUUUUGAAGUGCCAGACUACACAAUCAAGGACAUUUUGUCUGCCAUUCCUAAACAGUGCUACAAGAGAGAUCUAUGGUGGUCGCUGCACUACGUGGUUCGCGAUAUAGCGGCGAUCGUGGUGAUCGGGUAUGUCGGGACCAACUACAUUCCAGUGUGGUUUCCAUCCAGCGCUUUUGCUCGUGCUGCUGCGUACAUGGUGCAGUCGUAUUUGAUGGGAUUGUUUGGAUUUGGACUUUGGAUUUUGGCCCACGAAUGCGGCCAUUCUGCGUUUUCGGCCUCGAACGCAGUCAACGACACCGUAGGGUGGGUCCUGCAUUCGUGGUGGAUGGUUCCUUACUUCUCGUGGAAGUUCUCGCACAGCAAACACCACAAGGCGACGGGCCACAUGACCCGCGACAUGGUGUUCGUGCCAUACACGCAGAAGGAGUUUCUAGAGGCCAAAAACAAGUCAAAACUCAGUGAGAUCUUCGAGGAGGCCCCCAUCGUCACGCUUUUCAACCUUGUGGCCCAGCAAAUCGGCGGAUUACAACUGUACCUGGCCACGAACGCGACUGGCCAGCCAUACCCGGGCGUUCCCACGUUUUUCAAGUCCCACUACUGGCCCACCUCGCCCGUUUUCGACCCCAAGGACUUCUGGUUCAUCAUUCUCAGCGAUAUCGGAAUCCUAGCAACGCUGACCGCGAACUACCUGUGGUACAGAGCGUACGGUGCUAACGUGGUGCUCAUCAACUGGUUUGUGCCUUGGCUCUGGGUCAACCACUGGUUGGCAUUUGUGACCUUUCUACAGCACACGGACCCUACGAUGCCCCACUACGACGCCUCGGAAUGGACUUUUGCCAAGGGAGCGGCCGCUACAAUUGAUAGAAACUUUGGGUUUGUAGGCCAGCACAUUUUCCACGACAUUAUCGAAACCCACGUUCUGCACCACUACUGCAGCAGAAUUCCCUUUUACAACGCCCGCGAGGCUACUGCUGCCAUCAAGGACAUCAUGGGCAAGCACUACCGUUACGACGGUGAAAACAUGUGGAAAUCAUUGUGGAAAGUUGCCAGAUCCUGCCAGUUUGUGGAAAACAACGAGUCCAAGGACGGUAUCUAUAUGUUCAGAAAUGCCAACAAGAUUGGCCCUAGCCCAAAAAGCGAGAACUAA
Messenger RNA from Lachancea meyersii CBS 8951, 1254 nucleotides. The record is from the annotation of a GenBank genome assembly. Lineage: Eukaryota; Fungi; Ascomycota; Saccharomycetes; Saccharomycetales; Saccharomycetaceae.